CAGUGUCGUGACGUCAUUUGGCCUUAUCCGGAAGUAGAGAAACAUCAACAAGCCUACCAAGGCGACGCGUUGAGCUGCGACGUAGCAAAAGUCUCACCGACGGAAUUCUUAGUUUUUUUUUAAAAUAAGAAAUUUAGCUUUUAGCAUCUCAACCGAUGGCGUUGUUCGGCAAACUAUUCGGAGGAAACAAAGGUGGAAAGGGGCCGAGCCCGCAGGAGGCCAUCCAGAAACUCCGCGAGACCGAGGAGAUGCUAACCAAAAAGCAGGAAUUUUUGGAGAAAAAAAUCGAACAGGAGUUACAAAUUGCUAAGAAGAACGGCGUGAAAAACAAAAGAGCGGCUCUGCAAGCUUUGAAGCGAAAGAAGCGCUACGAAAAGCAGCUGGAGCAGAUCGAUGGAACGUUGUCCACCAUCGAGUUUCAGAGGGAGGCUCUGGAGAAUGCAAACACCAACACUGAAGUGCUGAAGAACAUGGGCUAUGCUGCCAAGGCCAUGAAGUCUGCCCAUGCUGACAUGGACAUUGACAAGGUGGAUGACUUGAUGCAGGAUAUAAACGAGCAACAGGAGUUGGCACAAGAAAUCUCGGACGCCAUCUCCAAACCUGUUUGCUUCGGGGAAGAAUAUGAUGAGGAUGAGCUUCUUGCUGAGCUGGAUGAGCUGGAACAAGAAGAGCUGGAUAAAAACUUGCUGGACAUCGGGCCAGAGAACGUCCCCCUACCCAACGUGCCUUCAACUUCAUUACCUUCCAGACCUGCUGCAAAGAAAGUGGAGGACGAGGACGACAUGGACGACCUGCAGCGCUGGGCGGAAGCCAUGUAAACGCAUCACGAUCUGUCGUCGCCGCCAUCGCCGCCGCAUCUUACUCUUACCUGUAUCAGAAGCUGGAGGGCCUGAACGGACUGAUAAUGUUGUCGCUGUAUGUGUGUGUACGUGUGUGUGUGUGCGUGCGUCUGUCUCUAAGGACAAUGCCUGGACUUAAUAUAACACUCCAAAAGAAUACGAAACGGUUUCAUCCAGGGGUGUCCAAAGUCCGACCCAGGGGCCAUUUUUUCCCCCAUAGCUAGUUAAUUGUUGGCCCUUGGCUUAUUGUAAAAAAUGAAAUGUAUUCAUUAUAAAUGAGAGAUAUUAUUGAAUAUUACACUAAUAUGCUUUUGUCACCUAUAACACAGAUGUGGAUGUUUUCUUCAGUUAGCUUAGCAUAUAUCGACUUAUAUUGGAUUGGUUUUUAGCAUCUUUAAUACAUGAACUGUAUCAAAGUGGUGGAAAAAGGUUUGGACACCCCUGCUGUAGUUUUUCUUUUUGAAUUCCCUUUGGAAACACGACACCCUAAUAUUUGACUGGCAAUUGACACCGAGCUUGUACGUUUAUUGUGGUGGGAAUGUCAUGGGAAAAGGUCUGCAUACGUUUUCAUUGUUUUCAUCCUUUCUGUGUUUUUUCCAUUGUGGAGAUUUGAUUCUUCAAAGGUUAUCAUCUGUGUCUUUGCCACAGUAUCCAGCUGCUCCAACACCCUCCCCCCCACCCCCCAAUCCUCCAGUUGUGGUUUGUUAUUCAAUGUAAAUAACCUCAAAAACGAAACCCUCACAACACAUACAUCACUUUUUGUACUUUAUUGCCCCCCCCCAGAGUUCCAGGAAUUCACUUUCCUUCAAUCAUUUCAUUCAAGGUCUAAUAUUUCACAUUUUAUCAUGUUCGAAUCACACAAAAAGCACCUGUUGUCACACAAGAAAAUGACAUUUUAGGAGUAAUCCUCUAAAACAUAUAUAUAUUUGCCAAUCUAUAAAACACAUUUAAUGUUGGUUCUAUUACAUUUCAUAUUUCAAAAUUUCAAAUUCAUGAUGUAUGUUUUUUUUAUACAUUGAAGGGGGGACAAAAGUACACAUUAUUUACAAACAGGCAAGCAUGUUUGCUGUUCCACAGUAUGUUUAAUUUAUCCAGAUAAGAAUAUUAUUUGCAAAAAUCAUUAAAAGAAGUCAAUUCUUGUA
This is a messenger RNA of Doryrhamphus excisus (bluestripe pipefish), 1981 nucleotides long. Its product is annotated as charged multivesicular body protein 4b-like. Gene Ontology annotation, biological process: late endosome to vacuole transport via multivesicular body sorting pathway; vesicle budding from membrane. Lineage: Eukaryota; Metazoa; Chordata; Actinopteri; Syngnathiformes; Syngnathidae. Gene Ontology annotation, cellular component: multivesicular body; ESCRT III complex; cytoplasmic side of plasma membrane. The record is from RefSeq and is a predicted model, not a curated record.